CCAUACAGCGAGUUGUCAUUGCAGAGUCUCAACUCAGAGGGAGUAUGGGAGUUUUGCAGGAUGCUAUAUGCUGCAGUAGCCGCAACAGGACCUAACAACAUACCGCCGAAAUAGGAAACCUACCGUUACGGACUCGGAGGCGGCAAUGAUUCAUUUUAAUAACAAAACAGUUUGUUCCAUGUUUAAAUGGAUCUGCUCUUAGAGUAGCUACUUUUGUUUUUACGCUGUGUUAUUACGAGAACAGAGUAAAUACGUUUAAUCAAUAACUACCUAAAAAGGAAUGACGUUCAACUCCAAGCAAACUCGGCCUCAUAUUAGCGUUCGGUUUCCUGAUGUAAACACAGAUGUAUCAUAUGGGUUUAAUGCUUCAUAUUGUGACGCUGUGAUCCUGAAAUCUACUGUCGUCUGCUAGCAACAUCAGGAUGAACGGCUUUCUGCUUCAGUUGUCGACUAUACUUUUACACCUUUUAUGUGUCAGCGAGUCUUUCAAAGGGAGGAUUCCUAUUGGUGCUAUCUUCGAUACUGAGGAUGUUCAAACAAAUACGGGCUUUCAAUAUGCUGUGUCCUACAGCAAGGAAAGAAAUAAAGAAAAGUUUGUGUUAUCUGCCCUUGUCGAAGUGAUAGAUGUGGAGGACAGCUUUAAACUUGCAACAUCGAUCUGUUCCCAUUUGUUCAGCGGCGUGUUCGUGCUUCUGGGAAGCCGUUCCUUCCACUCGCAGGGCAUCAUCAAGUCUUAUACGAAUAGAUUCGCCAUGCCUUAUGUCACUACCAGUAUACCAACUGGGGUAGGAGGUCACCGAGGAUACGAAAUUUACAUGAAACCUCCAGUGACCGAAGCUCUGAGAGACAUGAUCCUUGAAUAUGAAGUGAAAGAUGUUCACUACGUGUACGAGUCUGAUGCAGGGUUGAUAAAACUUCAAGAACUACUCAAGAUACUAAAUGGAACUGAUGUGAAGGUCAGGUGGCAUCGUCUUCAUGACGUCACCAACGCUCACGAAGACUUGAGGAAGCUAGAUCGAGUGUACUCCGGUUUCAAAAAUAGCACUAUUCUCAUGGAUUUCAACUCAGAACCCGCAUAUGACAAAGUCCUUGAACAGAUUAGAAAGCUUGGGAUGAACAAAAGAGGAUACAAAUACAUUCUAGGAACACUGAAUAUUCUUAAUCUUAACCUACAACGAUUUACUCAUGGUGGAGUGAACAUUACCGGAUUUCAGUUGCUUGAUUAUUCUGCUCAAAAUGUUAUGGAAUUUCUAUCAAGAUGGCGUUCACUUCCACCAAAUAUUUGGAAAGGAGCUGGAAGAGAGCAAAUAUCAGUUGAUGCUGCUUUGGCUGUGGAUGCCGUAACGGUUGUCCAGAGAACAAUUCAGUCCAUGCUGAGGAAUAAUACCGAAGUUUUCCGAACAACAUUUCGCCGUGGAGAUGUAUAUAACAAUAAUCGGACCAAAGGUAUUCCGUGUAAUGACGGAAAUCCUUGGAUGCAUGGGGACGCUAUUAUGCAUAAUAUUAAAAAGAUUGAUCCUAGAGGUUUAACCGGACACUUAGAAUUCACGAAAACUGGAAUGCGCAAAGGUUACAAACUAGAUGUGUUUAAAGUCGGCCUCAAACAUGGUCCCUAUAAGAUUGGGGUAUGGAGACCUAAAGAUGGAUUCCAGCUCAUCAGCAAUUUGAACGAAUCCAAUAACGAUUCCACACUGGGUGUUGAAACCCUUCGAGUCACCAGUAUACUGGAGAAACCAUUUUUGAUGCUGAAACAGGCCCCUAAAGACGGAGUACCACUUGUUGGUAACAGCAAAUACGAAGGUUUCUGUGCAGACUUUAUAGCUUCCAUUGCCAGUAAAUGUGGCUUUAGAUACGAUCUAAGACCAAAUAAGAACGGAGUUUACGGAAGGAAAUUUGAAAACAAUACUUGGAAUGGCAUGAUCGGGGAGCUGAUUGCUAAGGAAGCUGAUUUAGCGGCGGCACCUCUUACCAUUACGAUGGAACGCGAAGAAGCAGUGGACUUCUCUAAACCAUUCAUGAACACAGGAAUCAGUAUUAUGAUAAAGAAACCUGAAAAACAGAAACCCGGGGUGUUUUCAUUCAUGAAGCCGUUUUCAGUAUCGCUUUGGAUGUGUAUAGUGAUUGGAUAUUUCGUAGUCAGUUUUGGAAUCUUUUUGGUGAGCCGAUUUAGUCCUACAGAGUGGAAAAGAAUACGAAUGCGCUCUGGAACAGAAUACCUUAAUAAAUUCACAUUAAAAAGUUCUCUGUGGUUUUCAAUGGGAUCUCUUAUGCUGCAGGGAAGCGACACCUGCCCCAGGUCUGCUGCUGGUCGGAUAAUAGGAGGAACCUGGUGGUUGGCUGUUCUUAUUGUGAUAUCUUCCUACACCGCCAACCUAGCAGCUUUUCUAACAAUAGAACGCCUACUUACACCUAUAUCCUCCGCAGAUGAUCUCGCAAACCAUCCCGACAUGUCUUAUGGAACAUUGGAUUCGGGGUCAACACAGGAUUUCUUUAAAAAAUCAAAAGUGCAUACGUACAAAACAAUGUGGCAUUUUAUGACGAAUCACUAUCCCUCGGUGUUUGUGAAAACUUCAGCCGAAGGUGUGAGACGUGUUCGUAGAUCUAAAGGAAAGUAUGCAUUUCUACUGGAGUCGGUGUACAACGAAUACUUUAUGAACCAAGAACCUUGUGAUACCAUGCAAGUUGCGCAAAAUCUCAAUUCCAAGGGAUACGGGAUAGCUACACCAAAAGGUUCGAAAUUAAGGCAAAAAUUAUCAAUUGCUGUUCUACAACUUAUCGAAGAUGGAACAUUGAUAAAGUUAAAGAAAAAAUGGUGGGUAGACAAAGGAACGUGUGGAGCGGCUGAUUCCCAUGGGGGAUCUAAAAAGAAGUCUCUUUCCUUAAGCAAUGUCGCUGGAGUUUUCUUUAUCCUGAUUGGUGGUCUGGUCAUGGCGAUUGUUCUUGGCGUUGCGAAUUUUCUACGUUCUAAAUCUAAAGGAAGACUCGGCGGUGUACCAGUUGUAAACAAUGAUGCCGCUCGGUCACUUCUCUCGGACUAUAGGGAUACACCAUUGAACAACGAAAAUGGACAAACAGCCACACCCGAUGUCCACCAGUCUGUUCCUGUUAAAGGUAUUUUAAUGAACACGUGCAAACUACAUUCAGGCGAGAAUAGCAACAAUUCUAAUCACACAAUACGCUCAGAAAUUUACGGAAACAUUUAUAACAGGAAAACACUGCAUGAUCGUUAAGUGUAUGUAUUAAUUUCAUUUUUUGUGAAAGAAACAAAACGAAUAAAUUUUAUAUUAAAUAUAUUUUUA
This is a messenger RNA of Pecten maximus, 3299 nucleotides long. Its product is annotated as glutamate receptor 2-like. Gene Ontology annotation, cellular component: plasma membrane; postsynaptic membrane. The transcript is spliced from 18 exons. NCBI's taxonomy places the organism in Eukaryota, Metazoa, Mollusca, Bivalvia, Pectinida, Pectinidae. Gene Ontology annotation, molecular function: transmitter-gated monoatomic ion channel activity involved in regulation of postsynaptic membrane potential; glutamate-gated receptor activity. The record is from RefSeq and is a predicted model, not a curated record. Bases 423 to 3230 code for a protein of 935 amino acids. Gene Ontology annotation, biological process: monoatomic ion transport; modulation of chemical synaptic transmission; synaptic transmission, glutamatergic.